UUUUGUACAAUCUUCCUUGAAAAUCAGUGUUGUUUUCUUCGUGGGAAUAUCUGUGCCAACCAUGGAUGACCAGGAGGGAAAACAUCUUCAGAUAACGUUAUCAUCCAAGGAUGACAGGUAUUCCGUGGGAGAUUCUCCAUUCUCCAUCCCGAGCAAGGUCACCUGUUCUGAACUGAAUACUUUAGUGAACGAGUUAAUUUCUGCUGGAAAUGAAGACCACAGUCCAAUUGAAUUUGAUUUUCUCUUGGUGGAUGAAUUGCUACGAUCCUCUUUGGAAGAGUCUUUGACAGAAAGAGGAUUGUCCUCUGAGGCAACGUUGGAUAUAGUGUAUUUUCCGAAACACCCUGCGCCUGAAUCGGAGGGUCAGAUCGUUCUCAACGAUUGGAUUAGCAGUGUGGAUUGCUUCGGUUCGUACAUCCUCUCAGGCUCGUACAAUAACCAGGCCUACAUAUGGAACAGAGGGAGUGGACAAUGCCUGGGAAGUGUGGAACACCUGAGCUCAGUGAAGUCUGUAGCAUGGAUCCGGCACAGCAGCAGCGAGAACCCCUUGUUCAUCACAGGUGCAGCUGAUGAAGCACUGAGUAUGUGGCAGUUCUUCCCCGAGGAUGGUGUCUGUCGCUGCUUACACACCUACUCUGGACAUGGCCGUAGUGUCGACUGUCUGGCCAUGGACAACGUGGGCAGUCGCUUCUGCAGUGGCUCGUGGGACCGCACAGUGCGCGUGUGGUCGGCAGUGCCAGAUCAGCUUGCCGACACGGCGCACGUAGCUAACGGAGGCGCGAAACGUAAGAAGACCAGCAGUGCAUCGGACGCUCAGAGUGACGCAGUGGAUAAGCAAGCGUUGGUGACGUUGACCGGCCAUAGCGAAGCCGUAUCGUCUCUAGCCUGGUUGGACUCUGCAAGUAUAGCCAGUGCUAGCUGGGAUCACUGCAUCAAGCUGUGGGACUUGGAGAGCGCCUCGCUCACCGCCACGCUGGCCGGCAACAACGUGUUCAACAGUAUCAGCUACUCGACGGCGUCUCGUUUGAUCGUGUCGGGUAACUCUGACCGAUCGGUGCGCCUGUGGGACCCGCGCUCCGACACAGCACUGGUGCAGAAGAUGCUGCGCUUCCACACUGGCUGGGUAUCGUGUGUCCAGUGGAGUCCGGACAACGAGCACCAGCUGGUGUCGGGCUCGUUUGACAAGACGGUGUGCCAGUGGGACAUCCGCAGUCCCAAGGCGCCGCUCUACAGCAUGACGGGGCACACGGACAAGGUGAUGUGCGUCAGCUGGUCUGAGCGCGAUCUGGUCGUCAGUGGCGGUGCCGAUGCCCAGCUGCGCCUCUACAAAACAUAACGCUGCCGCUACUGCAUUCAACUUGUUUGUUUGUGUGUAUACUUUUUAAAUAUUUGAAUUCGCUAAUCCAAACGAGCACAAAUGGUCAAUGACAAGGCAGUGAAUAUGUUA
This is a messenger RNA of Sycon ciliatum, 1447 nucleotides long. Its product is annotated as ribosome biogenesis protein wdr12-like. Gene Ontology annotation, biological process: ribosome biogenesis. The transcript has a single exon. Gene Ontology annotation, molecular function: protein binding. The coding region runs from base 62 to 1336 and encodes 424 amino acids. Lineage: Eukaryota; Metazoa; Porifera; Calcarea; Leucosolenida; Sycettidae. The record is from RefSeq and is a predicted model, not a curated record.